UUUUGAGUUCCCUUUCUCCGCCGGCGAAGAUGGGUGGUUUCAGCUUAGAGGAGAUUAAGAACGAGAAUGUUGAUCUGGAAAAAGUUCCCAUUGAGGAAGUGUUUGAGUCCUUAAAAUGUACAAGGGAGGGUCUCUCCUCCGAAGAAGGAGCCUACCGGCUUCAGAUAUUUGGCCCCAACAAGCUAGAAGAGAAAAAGGAGAGCAAGUUCCUCAAGUUUCUGGGAUUUAUGUGGAACCCUCUAUCAUGGGUCAUGGAAGCCGCAGCUAUAAUGGCUAUUGCCAUGGCAAAUGGUGGUGGUCAACCCCCCGACUGGCAGGAUUUCGUGGGUAUUGUUUGCCUUCUGGUGAUCAACUCCACAAUCAGUUUUAUUGAAGAAAACAACGCCGGUAACGCUGCAGCAGCUUUGAUGGCUAACCUUGCUCCCAAAACUAAGUUGCUUAGAGAUGGUCGAUGGAAUGAGCAAGAAGCUGCCAUUCUGGUUCCUGGAGACAUUAUCAGCGUCAAAUUGGGAGAUAUUAUCCCUGCUGAUGCCCGUCUCCUAGAAGGCGAUCCGUUGAAGGUUGAUCAAUCUGCUUUGACUGGAGAAUCCCUACCUGUCACAAAGAAUCCAUACGAUGAGGUGUUCUCUGGUUCAACUUGCAAACAGGGAGAAAUAGAAGCUGUUGUCAUUGCUACUGGUGUUCAUACCUUCUUUGGAAAGGCUGCCCAUCUUGUUGACAGCACCAAUCAAGUUGGUCACUUCCAGAAGGUCUUGACUGCCAUUGGUAACUUCUGUAUUUGCUCCAUCGCCGUGGGUAUGGUCAUUGAGAUCAUUGUAAUGUACCCAAUUCAGCACAGGGCAUAUAGGAGUGGAAUUAACAACCUCUUGGUUCUCUUAAUUGGUGGUAUUCCCAUUGCUAUGCCCACUGUCUUGUCGGUGACCAUGGCUAUUGGUUCGCAUAGGCUAUCCCAGCAGGGUGCUAUCACCAAGAGAAUGACUGCAAUUGAGGAGAUGGCUGGUAUGGAUGUGCUCUGCAGCGACAAGACCGGUACCCUGACACUGAACAAGUUGACAGUUGAUAAGAAUCUUAUUGAGGUGUUUGUAAAGGGUGUGGACAAGGAUCAGGUGGUCUUGUUUGCAGCAAGGGCAUCGAGGACUGAAAACCAAGAUGCCAUUGAUGCUGCCAUUGUUAAUACCCUUGCAGACCCGAAGGAGGCUCGAGCAGGUAUUACAGAGGUCCAUUUUUUCCCAUUCAACCCUGUAGACAAGAGGACUGCUUUAACCUAUUUUGACCGUGAUGGCAACUGGCAUCGGACCAGCAAAGGUGCCCCCGAGCAGAUAUUGACCCUUUGCAACGCCAAGGAGGAUUUGAAGAAGAAGGUUCAUUCUGUGAUUGAUAAAUUCGCUGAGCGUGGGCUUCGAUCUUUGGCUGUUGCAAGGCAGGAAGUCCCUGAGAAAACCAAGGAUAGUCCAGGGAGCCCAUGGCAGUUUGUUGGUUUGUUGGCUCUAUUUGAUCCUCCCAGGCAUGACAGUGCAGAAACCAUUCGCAGGGCUCUUAACCUUGGUGUGAAUGUUAAGAUGAUUACUGGGGAUCAACUUGCCAUUGCAAAGGAGACUGGGCGGAGGCUUGGAAUGGGAACUAACAUGUAUCCGUCCUCUACUCUGCUUGGUGAACACAAGGAUGAAAAUAUUGCGUCCCUUCCCGUAGAUGAGUUGAUUGAGAAGGCUGAUGGUUUUGCAGGAGUAUUUCCAGAGCACAAAUAUGAAAUAGUGAGGAAGUUGCAGGAGAGGAAGCACAUCUGUGGUAUGACUGGAGAUGGUGUCAAUGAUGCCCCUGCUUUGAAGAAGGCAGAUAUUGGUAUUGCUGUUGCUGAUGCUACUGAUGCUGCUAGAAGUGCUUCUGACAUUGUCCUCACUGAACCUGGGCUGAGCGUUAUCAUCAGUGCUGUGCUGACCAGCAGAGCAAUUUUCCAACGGAUGAAGAACUACACAAUCUAUGCAGUUUCAAUCACAAUUCGUAUUGUGUUCGGUUUCUUGCUUAUCGCUCUGAUCUGGAGGUUCGACUUCUCUCCCUUCAUGGUUUUGAUCAUUGCCAUUCUAAAUGAUGGUACAAUCAUGACCAUCUCAAAGGAUCGGGUGAAGCCAUCUCCACAGCCUGACAGUUGGAAAUUGAAGGAAAUCUUUGCAACUGGAAUUGUGCUAGGUGGUUACAUGGCAUUGAUGACAGUGUUAUUCUUCUGGUUGAUGAGCAAGACCACUUUCUUUGAGACACAAUUCCAUGUAAGGAGAAUAAGUGACCAACGAUAUGAAAUGAUGGCUGCCUUAUACCUACAAGUCAGUAUUAUUAGCCAGGCCCUCAUUUUUGUCACCCGUUCUCGUAGCUGGUCCUUUGUUGAACGCCCUGGAUUGCUCUUAGUAUGUGCUUUUAUAAUUGCUCAGCUGGUGGCAACUCUGAUAGCUGUUUACGCCCACUGGAGUUUUGCCUUCAUUAAGGGUUGCGGCUGGGGUUGGGCUGGAGUCAUCUGGCUUUACAGUCUGGUCACCUAUGUACCACUUGACUUCCUCAAGUUUGCAAUCCGCUACAUCCUCAGUGGAAGGGCCUGGGUUAACAUGCUAGAGAACAAGACUGCCUUCACCACCAAGAAGGAUUAUGGCAAAGAGGAAAGAGAAGCACAGUGGGCACAUGCUCAGCGGACACUUCACGGACUCCAACCACCAGAAUCUACCAAUCUCUUCACCGACAAGAACAGCUACAGGGAGCUCUCUGAGAUCGCCGAGCAAGCCAAGAGACGAGCUGAAGUAGCAAGGCUUCGUGAACUGACCACACUCAAGGGUCACGUUGAGUCGGUAGCAAAGCUGAAGGGUCUUGAUAUUGAUGCUAUUCAGCAGCAUUACACAGUUUAAUCAAAGAACAGUAGAGAAGCAGCAGCCGGGUCUAUUAAAAAGAUGCAUAAUAUUGCCAGA
This is a messenger RNA of Telopea speciosissima, 2945 nucleotides long. Its product is annotated as plasma membrane ATPase 4-like. Lineage: Eukaryota; Viridiplantae; Streptophyta; Magnoliopsida; Proteales; Proteaceae. The record is from RefSeq and is a predicted model, not a curated record. Gene Ontology annotation, molecular function: ATP binding; P-type proton-exporting transporter activity; ATP hydrolysis activity. The transcript is spliced from 14 exons. The coding region runs from base 30 to 2885 and encodes 951 amino acids. Gene Ontology annotation, biological process: proton export across plasma membrane; regulation of intracellular pH. Gene Ontology annotation, cellular component: plasma membrane.